AUGGCUGGAAGAAAUGGUCGCGUAAUCGCUGAUGCCAUGGCAGCUUUGGCUCAGGUUUUGCAAGCUCAGCAGAAUCCACUGGUUGAAGAUGUUAAAUCUCGUCAUAUGGACAUGUUUCAUAAAAAUAAACCACCAACCUUCAAAGGAAGGUAUGACCCUGAAGGUGCUCAAGUUUGGUUGCAAGAGAUCGAGAAAAUAUUUCAAGUGAUGGCUUGUGCAGACGCUCAAAAGGACGCAUUCCUGGAAAAAUAUUUCCCAGCUGAUAUACGUAGUAAAAAGGAGAUCGAAUUCCUUGAACUUAAACAACAGAAUAUAACUAUUACAGAUUAUGCUGCUAAGUUUGAGGAAUUGUAUAGGUUCUGCCCUCACUAUAAUGGGGCAGAAGCUGAAGUGUUCAAAUGCAUUUAG
This is a messenger RNA of Lathyrus oleraceus (garden pea), 408 nucleotides long. RefSeq lists its product as uncharacterized. The record is from RefSeq and is a predicted model, not a curated record. The coding region runs from base 1 to 408 and encodes 135 amino acids. Lineage: Eukaryota; Viridiplantae; Streptophyta; Magnoliopsida; Fabales; Fabaceae. The transcript is spliced from 2 exons.